Gorilla gorilla gorilla (western lowland gorilla) is the source of this 1452-nucleotide messenger RNA. RefSeq names its product chromosome 7 C8orf48 homolog (gene C7H8orf48). The transcript has a single exon. The record is from RefSeq and is a predicted model, not a curated record. NCBI's taxonomy places the organism in Eukaryota, Metazoa, Chordata, Mammalia, Primates, Hominidae. The coding region runs from base 157 to 1116 and encodes 319 amino acids.
CGUUGCCAAGACAGCUGGGAAGGCGUCUCCCGGAAGACGAACUCCGCAGAGCUGAUGGCAUUGAGAUCCAUUCCCGGAGGGGUCAGCUCCUGACGGGUUCCUGAGCCAGUCUUAACCUGGGCAAAGGAGAUGAGGAGCCGAGCCUGAUGCAUUGUGAUGGCCAUCUGCCCAGAAUUGGCCCAAACGGACAAAAGUGCUCUUGCAAACCUUUCUGAUAAGACUGAGACUUUGAAGAACUUUACUGAUGAGGUACAGACUUCCAGCUCAUCCAGCUCCUCUGGAGGACGGCAGUCCUCGCCCCUGACCUCUGGGAGCAAACUGGAGAGGGAAAAGCAGACUCCAAGCUUGGAACAAGGAGACACACAAUCUGAGCUUUUGGACUAUAAAAAUUAUGAAAAGAAGUUGAGUAAAAAAUGGAUCAACUACCUCAAGCGCAAAGACUCUAACUUUGAACGGCACCAACCAGAUACCAAACUUCCAACAGAAAUCACUCGGGUAUCAGAUGAAGAAUUGAAUGCUCUGCAGUCUUAUUGCACCAUGAAGAUAAAUUUGAUUCAUCGUAGAGGGGAUUCUAAGAAGAAGAUGAGCAGCAGACAUAAAAAGCUGCAUCUUGGAUUGGAUGUAGACGCUUCAGAGAGAGAUGCCUUAAGUUGUACUGUACCCAAUGAACUUUUGAACAGAAUCUACUUUAAAAACAUGAGGACAACGCCAAAACAGGAGGCAGCAGCUAAGCAACACAUAUCUUAUCAGUGUCCCUAUUGUAACAGGAAAAGAGCGGAGCUGGCCCUGUCUGCCUUUCUGAAACAAAAGAAGACUUUACUGGAGUCAUUUCUACUCCAAGAGAGAAUAGAUGAACAUCUUCAUACCAAAGACUUUCUCACCCGUAUUGGAGAAGCACAUCAAGACUUUCCCAGGCUUUCAGAUGACCCCAGAAUAAUCUGGAAAAGACUGACUGAGAAAAGUCAUAUCAGAUACUCUGGUUUUGAAAGAUCAGAGACAGAGCAGAAGAUGCAGCGAGAUGGAAAUAGUGCUUGUCAUUUACCAUUUUCUCUGCCAUUUCUCAAGCGACUUACUCUAAUCAAACCAGAGCUGGUGAUUGUCAAUGAUAAUGUGUAAUGUGGAUAGAUGUCUUUGUUGUGUAUUUGAGUAAUUACCAUAAUUUCUACAGGCACUUGGGAAACUAACUUAAGACUUUACUAUGCUUCCUUCACAGAUUUGAGGACUAAGAACUUUCACUUUUUUUUCCUAUUAUAGAAGGCACUGUUGUAGUUGGAAUAGUUAUAAAAACUUUUACAAAAUUCCAAGAGAACUAUGUUGGUAGUUUGGGCCAGGAUGUUGAUGGUACAGAAGCAAAGUAGUAUGGGGAUGUAAGAGAAACUUAAAAAGUAAUAACUGUCUUUGGCGAUCAAAUGGCUAUGGGGAAUUAAUAAAUAGUAGAUGUUUGAAAUGUUA